CAGCGACGUUUCAAUUGGUCCUAGCAACAAGGUUUCAAUCCACAACCCACAACUGGGGUAUAUGGCGAGAGGUAAAUGACCUCGAUUGUAUUGUCUCACUGCGUUAUUCGGGUCUGAACGCCACCAUCUUUAAUUUAUCGCGGGGAACGGCGGCCCCAGAAACCUAAUCCUUGGAGGUUUGGAAACUUAAGCAUAUCGUCCAUAAUCUCUCAUGGCGGCGCUCAUGUAUAUAAGAACCAAAGGGUCGACCAGAAAAAGGGUUUAAGUCAUAGCUACCUCCUGGAAUCUACCCAUUGGCCCGAGCUUUCAACAAUCAACAGUCUUGUUUCUGAUUACUGAAAAUGGUGACCAUGAAGAGACUUGCCUUUGCGGCUCUGGUGCAGGUUGCAUCAGCAAAGGUUUGGCUAGCUGGUGUAAAUAUUGCCGGCUUUGAUUUCGGCUGCGGCAACACAAACGGAGACUACUCAAGCUCCAGCGUCACCGCGCCUUUGUCCUCCCAAGGACACGCAGAUGGCCUUGGGCAGAUGAACCAUUUUGCUCGUGACCAUGGUCUCAACGUGUUCCGGCUCCCAGUUUGCUGGCAGUAUCUUGUGAACAAUGUCCUUGGUGGCAAUUUGGAUGGUAACAACUUCGCUGUGUAUGAUCAGCUCGUCCAGGGUUGCUUGGCUACAGGUGCUUAUUGUGUUGUUGACAUUCACAAUUAUGCUCGCUGGGGCGGCCAAGUCAUUGGUCAAUCGGGUGGUGCUGUCACCAAUAACCACUUCGCGAGCGUGUGGUAUCAGAUUGCAGCAAAGUAUGCAGGACAGCCAAAGGUUAUCUUCGGGGUUAUGAAUGAGCCUCACGACCUCAAUAUCAAUGACUGGGCCACAACAGUUCAGUGGGCUGUUGAUUCAAUCCGCAACGCCGGCGCCAAAUCUCAAAUGAUUUUACUCCCCGGCACUGACUACACGUCCGUGGGUGGUCUCAUCCCCACAGGAUCUGCCUCCGCUCUGAGCGCCGUGCACAACUUGGAUGGAAGCAAGACUAAUCUGAUCUUUGAUGUCCACCAAUACCUUGAUUCGAAUUUUAGUGGCACGAGCCCUGAUUGCAGCACCAAUGGUGUGGCUAAUUUGGAUACCCUUGCCGGUUGGCUGAGGAGCAAUGGGAGACAGGCUUUCCUGACUGAAACUGGAGGUGGAAGCACGUCUAGUUGCUAUACUAAUCUGUGUUCUGAGUUGGAUUGGAUGAACUACAAUGCCGAUGUGUAUCUGGGGUGGAUUGGAUGGGCUGCAGGAUCGUUCGACACAAAUUACGAACUAUCAGAAACACCUACAUAUUCAAAUGGAGUGUGGACUGACCGGGGGAUUGUGGCAAAUUGCGUGGCAGGAAAGUUUAAGUAAACCGAGGCAUAGAUGCCUCGGUGCAUACCUAGACGCGGGCCCUGUUGGCAGCAAGCCUUCCAAUUCGACUAAACCACGUCUCUAUUUAUCUGUCGACUGCUGGUUUCGACAUCCACGGGUUAUUGCUUCUACUCCGAGUAAUAGUACUCUGCC
Pseudogymnoascus verrucosus is the source of this 1532-nucleotide messenger RNA. RefSeq lists its product as uncharacterized. The transcript is spliced from 7 exons. Gene Ontology annotation, molecular function: hydrolase activity, hydrolyzing O-glycosyl compounds. The coding region runs from base 342 to 1379 and encodes 345 amino acids. The record is from RefSeq and is a predicted model, not a curated record. Lineage: Eukaryota; Fungi; Ascomycota; Leotiomycetes; Thelebolales; Thelebolaceae. Gene Ontology annotation, biological process: glucan catabolic process.